Molecule: messenger RNA, 765 nt
Organism: Dufourea novaeangliae
Lineage: Eukaryota; Metazoa; Arthropoda; Insecta; Hymenoptera; Halictidae
Product: cancer-related nucleoside-triphosphatase homolog
Exons: 4
Coding region: 64-765 (233 amino acids)
Molecular function (GO): ATP hydrolysis activity
Source: RefSeq, a predicted model, not a curated record
UUCUUCUCCGGUCUGAUUUCGGUGUUUUUGUUGCGUGCAUCUCAAAUUUUCAUUCACGAACAUAUGAAAUCACAAUUUCCUUUUUGUAUAUUCAAAAGCUUUAUUAUUUUUAAGUUACGUGCAACUGUCAUUUUUCGCAAUCUUUGGUCGAAGGUAAAGAAAAACGAGAACAUGGAUGGACAGAACGGCGCCACGUUAUGUAUCUCGCGUGUACUUCUCACCGGUCCCCCCGGCAUAGGAAAAAGUACAAUAUGCAAAGAGAUAAUUUCAAACUUAAAAGAACAAACUCAUAAGGUUGAUGGAUUCUAUACAGAGGAAGUACGGAAUGACAUUGGCAACAGAAUUGGAUUCGAUGUUGUACCCAUCAACAGUUCUGGAAGAAAAUUGACAUUGGCAAGAGUUAAAGAUGUGAUAGAUCCAUCACAACGUUCUAAAUAUAAAGUGGGAAAUUAUUACGUGUUUCUUAGUAAUUUGGAAACAGUAGCAUUACCAGUCUUUGACUCAACUGCAGACAUAUUAAUUAUAGACGAAAUUGGUAAAAUGGAACUGUUUAGUCAGAAAUUUCAUGAUAAAAUACUGAAAUUAUUUUCUGGAAGUAGAAAUGAACCUUUUAUAAUUGCAACGAUACCUGAAAUGCAUAAAAUUCCACAGAGAUAUUUGUCAUUAUUUCAAAAUCUUCAAGCAGAUAAAAAAUCGAAAGUUAUAACCGUAAAUCGUGAAAAUCGGGAUAGUUUAGUGAAAGAAAUCGUUCGUCUCAUUUUGUAA